This is a messenger RNA of Protopolystoma xenopodis, 567 nucleotides long. NCBI's taxonomy places the organism in Eukaryota, Metazoa, Platyhelminthes, Monogenea, Polystomatidea, Polystomatidae. The record is from the annotation of a GenBank genome assembly.
GCAAUCAUCGCCUUUAAAUGGUUAUGCGUUCAUAGCCGUUAUACUUUCUCUCUUGGCUCUGGAUCUUCUGUCAUCGACUUCCCCACAGCCAGUAAGCCCUGUGGACAACCUUCAAGUUCGGAACCUCAGCGCUAUUCACUUCACUCACUGCGCAGCCUACUUGCCAGUGGAGAGUUGCUUGCCCGCCGACUGGCCGAAGUUAUUACAGAACCGGCGACCUGUGCCUCAGUCCAAGGGAUGGGGUCUGAACAAACCUCUCCUUGUGGCAGGCCAUCGGGGAUCGGGCGCCAAAGCUGGCCAACCUCACGACAUUUAAUUGCUUCUGCAGAUUUGAAUUUUCAGCCAGGAGAUUCCUCAGGUUCUAUAUAUUUAUCUUCUUCCCCUUCGGCCGCACCAACUCCAUUCCAGCUAACUUCUCUGGGUGGGAAUGAGAUAGUUGGCUCGGCAAGUGGCAUGCUUCGGCUUUUACGAGCCCGCAUUCUUACAGCCGUAGGGCAGCAAUCUCAGGCUCUAGUUGAAGCUGAAGCAAUUGUUGGCUUGGUUCUCGAAGCCCUGAAUCCGGAGUAA